Didymodactylos carnosus is the source of this 1023-nucleotide messenger RNA. The record is from the annotation of a GenBank genome assembly. Lineage: Eukaryota; Metazoa; Rotifera; Eurotatoria; Philodinida; Philodinidae.
AUGGCAAAGCAAAUAGUUUAUAUGUUAUCGUUGAUGGCAUUCAUAUUGGCGUACGUGUUUUCGACGAUUGAUGCCGAUAACUAUGGAGGGGAAAACAAACGAAACAAAAACAUCUAUCGUCCAUCUGAGUAUUCGGAUAAAAGCAGCGACAGUGGAGACAGUAACGACUACGGGAUUGGAGAUUGGCUUGUGUUUAUCCUCUCAAAGAAAUACAAUCGUUAUCCACAUAAAUAUUCGGAUCAAGAUAGCAAUAGUGACUCUAGCGAUAGUGACUCCAGCGACAGUGACUCUAGCGAUAGUGACUCCAGCGACAGUGACUCUAGCGAUAGUGACUCCAGCGACAGCGACUCCAGCGACAGCAGAGACAGUAACUACUACGGGGAGUCUUCUGGACGUCACGGAGAAUAUUCACCACGCAAGGCUGAACAUAAACAAUAUCCAGAAAAAAAGGAAUCAUAUGAAGCGAAACCACACAAAAGCUACAAAUCAACUACAGAACAGCCAACUACACAAAAACCAACUACAGAAAAGCCAACUACACAAAAACCAACUACAGAACAGCCAACUACACAAAAACCAACUACACAAAAACCAACUACAGAAAAGCCAACUACACAAAAACCAACUACACAAUACAGUAACAACUACGGGAGUGGAGAUCGAGAUGAUGAAUACAACCGUCGUCCACAGAAAUAUUCGGAUAAAAGCAGUGACAGUGGAGACAGUGACGACUACGGGGAGUCUUCUAGACGUCACAGCAAAUAUUCACCACGCAAGCCUGAACAUAAACAAUAUCCAGAAAAAAAGGAAUCAUAUGAAGCGAAACCACACAAAAGCUACAAACGAACUACACCAAAACCAACUACAGAAAAGCCAACUACACAAAUACCAACUACGCCGAAACCAACUACGCCGAAACCAACUACGCCGAAACCAACUACACAAGCAGCAACUACGGAAGAAACAGCUAGUUAUAGUCAAGAAGAAACGGAACCUGUUCAAGAGUCAUCUGAGGGUUGGUAA